Messenger RNA from Cyphellophora attinorum, 873 nucleotides. Its product is annotated as Aklanonic acid methyltransferase DauC. Lineage: Eukaryota; Fungi; Ascomycota; Eurotiomycetes; Chaetothyriales; Cyphellophoraceae. Gene Ontology annotation, molecular function: methyltransferase activity. The record is from RefSeq and is a predicted model, not a curated record. The coding region runs from base 1 to 873 and encodes 290 amino acids. The transcript has 2 exons.
AUGGGUCGAAAGCAUGCCGCCCACAUCCGCCCAAACAUCAAGCACCGCCGCUGCCAUCGCACAUACACGCGCCGUGCACCCACCUACGCCACCGCUUUCAACGGCUGGCAUGUCACGCUCGGCGAGCAAUACGCCGCUGACAUCUCGCCUCCACCGGGCGGACGCUGCCUGGAUCUGGCAUGCGGGACUGGACUCGUCACAUUCCCGCUUGCGAAAGCGGUCGGGCAGGAUGGGUUAGUCGUUGGCGUUGAUGUCACGCCGGCAAUGCUUGAUGUCGCGCGGAAGCGGGAGAGGGAGGAGGGGUGGGGCAGGGUGGAGUUUGUGGAGGGUGAUAUAGCGGACUUGAGCGAGGUGGAACCUGUGCAGGACGUUGUGAGGGAAAGUGGGUUUGAUGUCAUUUCCUGUUGUUCGGCGUUGGUAUUGUUGGCGGAUCCGGCGGCAGCGAUCAAGCAUUGGGCAGAUAUGUUGAAGAAGGGCGGAAAGCUCAUUACUGAUGUGCCGACCGAGACGCAUACGCUGCAGUAUCUAUUCUCGUGGGAGUUGAGAAGGGCUAUGGGGCUGCAGAACGAGUUUGACAGAUCCUGGGUCGAGAAUAUCCACUCGCUGGAGAAGCUGUGUGCGGAUGCUGGGCUGAUAGUGAACAAGAGCUGGAAGACUGCCAGUCAAGGUGGAGAAGGGGAGGAAUAUCGCCUUGAAGACGGCGAGGAAGUGUUUGAGCAGAAUGUUAAAAAGUACAGUGAUUUCAUGGAUCUAGAAAAGCUGGAUGAGACAAGGCAGAAGUUCCUCGAGAUGUGGCGGAGGGAAUGUCAGCGGAGUGAUGGUGUGUUCAAGGAUGGGCACUGGCUGUACAUGACGAUAGCUAAGAAGCCGUAG